Hevea brasiliensis (rubber tree) is the source of this 2094-nucleotide messenger RNA. RefSeq lists its product as uncharacterized. The record is from RefSeq and is a predicted model, not a curated record. Lineage: Eukaryota; Viridiplantae; Streptophyta; Magnoliopsida; Malpighiales; Euphorbiaceae. The coding region runs from base 79 to 1872 and encodes 597 amino acids. The transcript is spliced from 4 exons.
UCCCUUCCUCUCUUUCCUGCUUUGCUUCCCCAGCAAAUUAAGAAAUUAAGAGUCAUAAGCUAGGUAAGCCUGAUCAGAAUGGCUGUUCUUGCUUACUGUUGGGUGAUCAUUGAAUCUAUUGUCAUCCCAGAUGGAUUUUUGAAGUGGUUUUAUUUGAGCUUCUAUAUCCAUCCCAUUUUUCUUUUUGUUUGCCAGAUUUUUCUUUGGCUUAAAUUGAUAUUGAAAUGUCUUACAGUUGUCUUCUAUUAUCCUCUUAAAAUCACUUUUAACGUUUGUUUAUAUGUUGUUAAGGUUUUGAAAGAAUGGGUCAUCUAUUUUUUUUCAUGCAUUAGAUUGACCAAUACUAUAGCCAGAGACGAGACUGAAAACUUUGCACUUUUACAUAACUGUAAUAGAAACCAAGUUGUUACCUCCUAUAGUUAUUCAAGUACUGUAGCACCAAUAUCAUGCCAGUUAAAAGUACUACAAAUUCAGAAAUAUUAUGUGUUUGAAGAGGAGAAAAAUUUCCAGGAUGAUCAAGUUUCAUGUGAAGAUGAACAUAUGGAAGAGCAAAGUUUGUUCUUUGAUGAAGAUGAAAGCACGAUUGAUGAUUCCUCUUCCAUUUGUAGUUCUGAAUCGUCAUCCUUUCUCAAUCCUUACAAAGCAGGGAGUUGCGUGCACUGGGAACUCCCUUACAGCUCUGAAUCAUUUACAAAAGAUGCAAAUUUAAACCGGUGCAUACCAUCAGUUUGUAGCUCCAAUUCACCAGCAUCAGAAAAUCUUGACACGAACGAAUAUUCAUCAUCGGUUUUCUGCUCUAAUCCAGUGCCUGAAGAUCAAGACAUGAAUGAAUAUUCAGAAUCCAUUUGCCGCUUUAACUUAGCAGCAGUAGUUGAAAGAGAAGACCCUAAUAAUGGACUUGAGGACCAAGAUUUAGAUGCAUUCUACAGUAUGUACACCCAAAGAAUGAGAUGGUUCGAUGUCCUCAAUUACGAUCGAACAUGUGGAAUAAAUGCAAUCCUGAACGAGCAAAUAGUCGGGACUCCAAAUUCUUUUGACAUCAUUGAGCCUGUGGAUUUCUCUGUCUUCCCUCACAUGUCAUGGAGCAAAACAGUUAGGAAAAGGCUGCUAAGGAGUUUAGAAAGCGAUUUCGAGCUGGUUUAUGUAGCACAGUCAUGCCUGUCGUGGGAAGCUCUUCACCAUCAGUACAGAAAGCUUGAAGCUCUUGCUAAUUCUAGCUCUCAAAAUGGGGCGUUUUACGAUAAGAUUGCUGGAGAAUUUCAGAAGUUCCAUGUUCUUUUAGAAAGGUUUAUGGAAGAUGAAAGGGGCGAAGGCAAAAGGGUUUGGAAUUAUGUUAGAGGAAGGUUUUCUCCCAAAAGCCUUCUCCAAGUCCCCAAGGUUUCAGCAUUUAAAGGGUUCACUGAACAGGGAGAUGAGGAAAUGAACAAAGAAGUCAUAGAUAUUAAAGAAGUGCUGAAGGCGAUAGAGAGGUGCAUACAGGCAUUUUGGACCUUUGUAAAAACAGACAACAAAAAGCCUUGGUGGAAAUUGAGAAGUUCCUUGUGGACAUGCCCACCUGUGGAGGACCCUAGAGAUUUGAAACUACUAGCGGACCUCACUAGAAAACUCCAAAAGAAGGAGCUGUGGUUGAAAGAUUCACAAGGGAAGCAAAGGUGCUGGUUCAGGAGAGUGGUAAAGACUGAUGCAGAGGAGUCCCAAACAAAGGAGAUGUUGUUCACAAUGAUAGACAUGAAAUUGAUAUCAAGAGUGCUCCAAUUGCCAGUGCUUUCCUCUUCCCACCUCAAUUGGUGCCAAGCAAAGCUAGACAACAUUCUGUUUCAGGAAGGCAAGAUUUUCAGAGCUUCCACUUCUGGCCCCCUGUUUCCUCCUUGAAUUUUUUUUUUUUCCUACAAGCGGCACCCAGUUUUAGGGGUUCUCCUUUAAGCCUGUAUAUAUUUGCUCCACAAACGAAAAUGAUUAAAUAAUGUAGUUGAAGUAUGCAUGUAUAGCUUGUAAAUAUUAUGAUAAGCAUUAGAUUACACUUGGUAGGUCGUAAUGUAAUGUAAUAUAAUCAAUUAUGUAAUGCAAUUAAGAUUGUAAUGUAAUAUAAUUGUC